CUCAUUUUGCGUUUAGUUUUCAUUUUGAAUCAUCUUUCAAUUUACAUACGAGAGAAAUAUUUUUCGUUCAAAUGAAUUAUGUGCUGUCUGCGCUUAAUUUACAAUUUUAAUUAAUAUUUUUCGACGAUUCUACAUCGUGUGACAAAAUAUAAAUCAUGUGAAAGUUGUAUACAAAUGCUGUUGGAAAGAAAAAUGAAAAUCGUGACUAAAGAAAUUAUGCUAAAGUUGAAGAAUGAAGAAAAGUCUACUGAUUUGGAAUGUGACAGCAAUUAAAUGGCUUUAUUGUAACCUUAAUAGUAUAUCGUAAAAAUAUGCAUAAAUAAAUCAGAAAUUCGUUUUUUAAAAAAGUUUAAAAUGUUUGGAAUUUCAAGUACCCAGGAUAACUUCCACGGCACGAGCCAUCGGUGUUCUCAUUUUC
Messenger RNA from Clunio marinus, 418 nucleotides. NCBI's taxonomy places the organism in Eukaryota, Metazoa, Arthropoda, Insecta, Diptera, Chironomidae. The record is from the annotation of a GenBank genome assembly.